UAGAUGGGGAUUAGGUUACUCUAACAUAAAAUCGAACAGUUUAUUUGGAGAAGAAAUAGCCUACAGGUUAUGACAAUAUUGUUCACCUUAUUUUUUUGCACUUCUAAUUCUGCAGACACUUCAAGGUAAGGUAACUAGGUUUUACACAAUUUAAUUUGUUAAUUUGAAAUGUUCCCUCCCCCAGAUAUAGCUCAUAUGUUUAAAUAGUUAUCUGUUAAUGCGAAGGAAUUGGCUCCGCAAUGUGCGGCGAUGUUGUGCCAAAAUGUGUCAAAUCCAAGAUGUGUAAAUUGACAGGCACGCGCACUGUGAAAGAUGCGCAACAUCCCACCGUUCUUUCGCAUCAUAUCGACAUCACUGCACUUCUGACAGAAAAUCGAGCUGUCACUCUCCGGUGUCGUAUCUUCAACCAAAACGUGUCACCUCGAAGUCUAGUCAGCGACUAUGCCAUGCCAAAUGGUAAACAAACGCUCGCCUGCCAUAAUAAAUACGUGAGGAGAAGUCACUGUCGGAUUGAGGUGGAUUAGACCAGCUGAAAUCACUUGCACAAAACAUCAACUCUGGUUUUCCGACGAUGACCCGAUCCAUGAAGGAACAAUAAGAAGAGCGAUUCAUGGCUUUGUUCGAAAUUUAGAAUUGCGGCAAGCCAAUUCAGCGACAGACAUGAACAAAAUAACGAUUGCUCUCAAUAAUUUGUCUGGGAAGAUGAUGCUACUGUUCCACAUGCAAAGAAGCCCUUAGACCCGACAAUAAUAGGCUACCAAAAUGACAAGACUGUUCUGGAAUGCGCUCAUUGGGAUUUUGGCAUGCAUUUUACGCAGCAGAGAACUUCGCUUUAAUCGACGUACUUGUAUCACGAGAUAAUACUAGUUAUCCUAGAAACAUGGACAAAGAAUGCACAAGCUUUCCCUGAUGUGAUGACAUACUCUUCAAGUUCUCUUGAGAAUUGGAGCCAACAAUAUCAACACCGACGUAUUCAAUUGUGGACUGUGUGUAAAGCCAGAACCGACAACUAAUUUCACGGGAACACCGUAUCUCCUAUAUAUUAAAGCAUCUUCACAGACUCGCAUAGCGAGUCUGUGAGCAGGUGAGUGCGGGACCCUGUCUGCCCCACUGUCCAGUGACAUAAUGAGCUGGAGCUUCCUCACGCGGCUGCUGGAGGAGAUCCACAACCACUCCACCUUCGUGGGGAAGCUGUGGCUCACCGUGCUUGUCGUCUUCCGCAUCGUCCUCACUGCCGUCGGGGGAGAGUCCAUCUACUACGACGAGCAGAGCAAGUUCGUCUGCAACUCGGGCCAGCCGGGCUGCGAGAACGUCUGCUACGACGCCUUCGCCCCACUAUCGCACGUCCGCUUCUGGGUCUUCCAGAUCAUCCUGGUGGCCAUGCCAUCUCUCAUGUACAUGGGCUACGCCGUCAACAAGAUCGCCCAGCUGGACAAGGACGGGGGAGGGGUCGCCACUGAGACAGGGGGAGGGGGUGGAGGGGGAUACACCCAUCGGAGGCCCAGGAAGAUCUGCUUCGGGGCGCGGCAGCACCGGGGUAUAGAGGAGGACCAGGACCAGGACCAAGAGGAUGACCCUAUGAUCUACGAGGUGCCUGAGCCCGAGCCCCCUCGCCGGGUCGACCCACUAGCCCCACGGCCCAAGCCCAAGGUACGCCAUGAUGGGCGGCGGCGUAUCCAGGGUGAUGGGCUGAUGCGUAUCUACGUGCUGCAGCUGGUGACUCGCACGGCGCUGGAGGCGAGCUUCCUGGCGGGCCAAUAUCUGCUGUACGGCUUCCGCGUCAUUCCCGUGUUCGUGUGCUCCUUCAAGCCCUGCCCUCACAGCGUGGACUGCUUCGUGUCGCGGCCCACGGAGAAGACCAUCUUCCUGCGCAUCAUGUACGGCGUCACGGUGCUCUGCCUCACCCUCAACGUGUGGGAGAUGCUGCACCUGGGCAUCGGGACCAUCUGUGACAUCCUCCGCCGUCGCCGCUGCCCACCCCAGGAGGACGAGUACCAGCUGGGGCUGCUGGGACCCAGCGUGGGGGUCUCCGUGGGGGUGCCAGUCCCGGAGCCGGGCACGGGGGGAGGGGUGGUGGGGGACGGGGGUGCUGACUACGUGGGGUACCCGUUCUCGUGGAACGCCCCGUCGGCUCCACCGGGCUACAACAUCGUGGUGAAGCCGGAGCAGAUCCCCUACACGGACUUGAGCAACACCAAGAUGGCGUGCAAACAGAACCGGGCCAACAUUGCCCAGGAGGAGCAGCAGCAGUUUGGGAGCAACGAGGACAAUUUCCCCACGGGAGGGGAGGCCCGUGUGGCCCUCAACAAAGACAUGAUCCUGCAUGCCCAUGACCAGCUAGAGGCAGCCAUCCAGGCCUACAGCCAGCAGCACAGGGCAGAGGAACACCUGGGGGACAACCAUGAUGACAAGCCCCAAAGCAACAUCACCCAGGCCCAGCCACAGCCACAGCCUCACAAGGAGCGCAAGCACCGCUUCAAACACGGCAAGGGGGGCAGCAGUGGAGAAGGGACUGGAAGCAGCAGCAACAGCAGUAGUGGCAAGUCAGGGGUGGGCAAGCCUUCUGUGUGGAUUUGACCAUGUACACACACACACACACACACACACACACACACACACACACACACACACACACACACACACACACACACACACACACACACACACACACACACACACACACACACACACACACACACACACACACACACACACACACACACUCCAGCACUGAUGGAGCCCCAUAUCCCUGUAGAGUAUGUGUCAGUGAGGGAAGGGGUGGCCCCGAAAACUCCAGGACCGGCCCUGAACGGAGGGCUGAGGUAGUGGGAUGUCAUGUUGUCUUUCUGUGGAUAUUUCAACACCAUGUUGUGCCUUUAAAAAAUCCCACAAGCUAGAGGAGACUAGCCUACAGUGUGGACAGGUGUGUCAGGAGCAUUAGUGAUUUUGCAGCAGGCAGCUGUUUGCCUGGGCUGUCUCUGUCUAACCUAAAACACCCCGACACAACUCUCUGAAACAGUCUCUAGUGUUUCUGAACUCUUCCAAUUCUGAAGCAGACACUUGUUCUCUGUUGUCUUCCUACUGUCCCGUCUUCCAGUAGCCUGACGACUCACACUAAGUGAUUCUGUAGUUGGUGCAUACUUUAGUCUGAGCCUGCCAUCAUUGAAGUCGUUUGUGGUGACGAAGGGCACAUGGGGCAUUGUACAAAACCAAGUCACCAGCGAUUGGAUCGUCUCUAACCAAUCAGAGUCCAUGGGCGGCGCUUUACCCACUUGUGUUCUGGCUCUGGCCCAACCCAUCGGUUUCUGGACCAAUCAGAUGGCCUCGAAUGUGUUUGCAUUCGGUGAAGGGUACUCCGAUCCAGACUCAUUGAGGCGAAGGAACUAACAUCCGUGGGCGUGGCGUAGCGUUUGACCGGAUCAAGGAUUCUGGGCAGCCAGGCAAGUCUUCCAGAGGAUAAUGGGCUGAGAAAAUGACUCUAUCGUUAUCAUCAUCUUUUUUUUUACAUUUUCUGAUCCAUUUAUUUAUAUCCCGUCCAUUCUCUUGGUGAUCCUGAUUUCCAUUCCAGAUUUCGAUCAAGCUAAUCUGUCGGGCUGAAUUUCUGCAAAGUCACAGGCUUCGUAAUACAUUGGCAUCAGAAUGAAUGGACAUCAUAAUGCAAUGAACGACAUCGUAAUACAAAAACAGUUGAAAACAAAUGACUUUAUAAUGCAAUGCAUCAUAAUGCAAUGGCAUCAUAAUGCAAUGACGUCAUAAUGCAAUGACUUCAUAAUGCAAUGACUUCAUAAUGCAAUGACUUCAUAAUGCAAUGGCAUCAUAAUGCAAUGACAUCAUAAUGCAAUGACUUCAUAAUGCAAUGACUUCAUAAUGCAAUGACGUCAUAAUGCAAUGACUUCAUAAUGCAAUGACUUCAUAAUGCAAUGGCAUCAUAAUGCAAUGACUUCAUAAUGCUAUGACAUCAUAAUGCACUGGCAUCAUAAUGCAAUGACUUCAUAAUGCAAUGACUGCAUAAUGCAAUGGCAUCAUAAUGCAAUGACUUCAUAAUGCAAUGACUUAAUAAUGCAAUGGCAUCAUAAUGCAAUGCCAUCAUAAUGCAAUGACUUCAUAAUGCAAUGACUUCAUAAUGCAAUGACUUCAUAAUGCAGGGUUAAUAAUGAAAAGGUCAAUCAUAAUGUGUAUGUUCACCUUCCCUGAAGGCUAUUGUGCAUCUAUUUUCUCUCCAAGGUCACUGAUGUGUAGUGUGUGGGACUUGAUAUUUGACCCAGGCCAAGUCUUUGAGUGCAUGCAUCUUCCAGGUGGAGGGACAGUUCAUGGCUUGAUCAGAUGAAAGUGGUCAGCGAUAUGGUUGAUGUAGACGGAGUCUGGUGAAGAGUGCUACUCUUGUGCCCACUGGAGUUCCCCCUCCUUCACAAUGUGUAUGAGAAUCAAUUAUUCUCACCAUGAAUUAAUACCAUUUAUAGACAACUCCCUCUGUAAACCUGCAAUCUUUUCACUUUAUUUUCUCCGUCUCUAGUUCUCUCCAGUUUGGACCUGUGUACGGUCUCUCAGUACUGGGUUGGCAUCUGUCUGGUUAUUGAGUGCCCCCUGGUGGUACAGCUUUUAAACUAAGGAUUUAUCAUCCCCUUAGUACGAUAUUGCUUACUUUAAUUUGGUAUCUUACUAGUACUUACUAAUUUCGAGUUACCAAUGAUCACCCAGCAUUCCAAACACCUGAAGUUAGUCUCUCCGGUUACACAGUAGCCCACUGUUUCCUUUUCAACCUCUUCCUUACAAGAGUCUUCUGUACAAAUGUUCUAUCUGAGACCAACAAGGCUGCAAUAAAAACAGCUCUCUAAGCUAGGUAGUGUUGAUGAUCUUCCUCUCUGUUCUCCUCUGUCCAAGUAUUUCUCUGAACUGCCAUAUAGGCUGUGUCCUAAAUUGCACCCUAUUCCCUAUGGACCCCGGGCAAAAGUACUGCAAUAUAUAGGGAAUAGGGUGCCAUUUGGGAUGAAGCUACAGAGACCAAACACUGUUGGUGUGAUGAAGGCAGCGUCACCGCCAUUGCCAAGACAACGUUGGGCUACUAUGCAGUCAGGUUGUGAUUUAGCUUUGCCUUGGAAUACUGUGGCCAUGCUACCUGACUCACAGAGGAGAAGAACAUGUGUCUGAACAAUCCUUUGUAUGUUUUGUAAAAGUCUCUGUUUUUUAAAAUUAUGUCUAAGUGUGUUUUGGUGUGUUUUGGGAGGUCUAAUGUAGCAGAGGUGAAAUAGUUUUUUUGUUUUGUUUUUCUGACCAGUCGUGUUUUUCAAACUUUUUUUUUCUUCAAUAAAGAUUUCUAAAAUUAACAAAAGAUUGUAUUUACAGAUAUCUUCUAGAAUUGGUUAUGUUAUUGCCUUCAAAUGAUAAAGAUAAUAUAUUUUUUAUAGGUACAGUAGUUGUGUAUCAUGUUGUUGAUGUGUAAAAUAAAAAAUACA
This is a messenger RNA of Oncorhynchus gorbuscha (pink salmon), 5453 nucleotides long. Its product is annotated as gap junction gamma-1 protein-like. NCBI's taxonomy places the organism in Eukaryota, Metazoa, Chordata, Actinopteri, Salmoniformes, Salmonidae. Gene Ontology annotation, biological process: cell communication. The transcript has 2 exons. The record is from RefSeq and is a predicted model, not a curated record. The coding region runs from base 1126 to 2577 and encodes 483 amino acids. Gene Ontology annotation, cellular component: connexin complex.